Aspergillus heteromorphus CBS 117.55 is the source of this 1938-nucleotide messenger RNA. RefSeq lists its product as uncharacterized. Gene Ontology annotation, cellular component: nucleus. Gene Ontology annotation, molecular function: transcription cis-regulatory region binding; DNA-binding transcription factor activity, RNA polymerase II-specific. Gene Ontology annotation, biological process: regulation of DNA-templated transcription. Bases 182 to 1783 code for a protein of 533 amino acids. The record is from RefSeq and is a predicted model, not a curated record. The transcript is spliced from 5 exons. Lineage: Eukaryota; Fungi; Ascomycota; Eurotiomycetes; Eurotiales; Aspergillaceae.
CGCAAAACUUGGAUAUAACUGCACCUUUUCGGCCUCUUCGCCGUCGACGGCACGAAAUGAAAAAGCCUCGAAGAGCCAAACAGUGCGGACUGGUGCAAUUCCGUCUAGCGACGAUGAUGUUGUCUCGGCGCUCUUUCAAGAUCAGCCCCAACAGGAAGACCAAUCGGCAGGUUUGUGUGAAAUGCAUCGCCGUGUGUUGGGGGCUCAAACUCCCAGUGAUAGGCUUCUUGAGAAUUCCAGUGGAUCAAUAACCAAUAUAGCAGAGACAAGUAACACUGCAGCUUGUGAGUCUAAGACUGGUAGCUUUAAUAUCAGCAUGAAGGAGGCAGAAGAGCUGCUAUCGCUGUUCAAACUGCGAAGAAUGUAUUUCCCGUUCGUCGAAGUGCCCAACAUAGCCUCAGCGGCCUCGAUGGCAUCAUCUCGUCCUUUCCUAUUAUUGGCCAUUCUCACGGUAUGCCUAGUACGGAAGCCAUUCCUGCAAAAGAGGGUUGACGAAAGAUUCCGUCGGGUACUGAGUGAAAGGAUUGUCUUUCACGGGGAAAAGAGUUUGGACUACGUGCAAGGUAUACUAAUUUAUAUCGCAUGGUGCCCGUUACAUUUACGACCACUGAACAACCAAAUAUCGCAGUUUCUGCAAAUGCUCUCAACUAUGAUAUCUGACCUAAAGCUCUCUCAAAAUGUCGAUGAUGAAGCGUCUCGAAAUGCGUGCCUUGGAACCCACAACUUGUGCUCUCUAUUAUCUGUUAGCUUGGGACGUCGCGGUGAUGAUCCAGCGUAUAGUUAUUUAAAAGCGGCACUUGAUGCCAAUAAGACAUCAGGUCAGCCAUACGAUAAUCGACUUCGAUACUCGAGGCUUCAGGUGUUCUUUGAAGAAACAUAUCGCUGUCAGGUAAACCGUGGAUCCGACGGAUGUCCUAUCAAAACACAACAAAUAGUUCAAGAAACGAUGGAAUCGCUUCGGCUGGACCUCCAAAUUUUUGAGCGCAUGCAAGGUUGCGAUAACGUUCCUCUCCAUCUAUCCGCUAUGUCCCUUAAGGUAAACAUAGCCUUUAUGCCGUUCAAAGUUCUCGACACCAAACCCGGCUACAAAGGUCAUCCCAAAUCUUCGCUCGUGCCACCAGGUCAGGAAUCGUAUUUACUUGAGCAUGCAUAUUCGUGCCUGACAGAAAUACGCGUCUUCUUCGAAUAUUUUCUCUCCAUUCCAGCAGAUCAAUACAUCCACUUCUCAAUCAGAGAAUGGUGCGAAUUAGUCCUCACUAUUAGUUCCGCCUCCCACAUCUGUUUCCUAUCAUUCUCCUCUAUGAGCCCCGAGUGGAACGACUUCCGAACCAAAGCACGAUCGAGCGUCCUAAUCUAUGUCGAGAGUCUCUCACAUCGCAUGUGGACUUUAUCCGUGUCAAAACCCGGCGACCCUCCCGAUAAAUACUUCAUGUUCAAGUCGGUCCUCGACAUUGUUUUAUCUACAUAUGCGUCAACUACUACGCCUCCUCCAUCCCAACCAUCUGUCACCGGCGAGACAUCGUCUGUGACGCAGUCCGAUCCUCAGGAAGUGGCCCCGCCAGCAACCACAUCAAGUCGCUGCCCCAUGAUGAACGGAAGCAUUCGGGAUUCGGAUUUCUGGCAGGCUAUGGAACAAAGCGAUAUUCUCUAUUUGGAAAGCUUGGGGAUCGGAACGAAUGGUCAAUAUGCAUUUGCUUCCGGAGCAGUGGGUACUGACAACCUGUUUGAUGAUGCUGGCGAUUGGCCGAGUAUAUUUUCAGAAUGGGUCAAUGUUUCCAAUUGAUCACUCGGGAGUUUGAGUUUUGCGUGACAUUGCACAAAAGACCUGCAUCAUCAAGUGUUGCUCGAGAUUAGAGAUUUGAGAUCGAAUAUAGCAUGUGUUCAGGAAAAGUGCUGCGUGGGUUACUUCUUAAUCACGACUCCUCAGAGAAAGUGCAG